Phytophthora infestans T30-4 is the source of this 886-nucleotide messenger RNA. RefSeq lists its product as uncharacterized. The transcript is spliced from 3 exons. The record is from RefSeq and is a predicted model, not a curated record. Bases 113 to 886 code for a protein of 257 amino acids. NCBI's taxonomy places the organism in Eukaryota, Oomycota, Peronosporomycetes, Peronosporales, Peronosporaceae.
GUUGCUAGCUGUGCUUCUGAUAGGGGGAGCUGUGCAUGCGGAACCUAAAGCCAAGCCCGACAAAACGUGUCGCUCGGCUGGUGUACUCAAGUUCGACGCGGAGACACUCCCCAUGCAGCGCACUAAGGGGAUGGAGGUGUGCAGCAAAUACCGCAAGAACACGUGCUGCAAUGCCUCUCACGCUCAUGCUCUCCGAUUGAAGAUUCGGGAGCCAGUAGUAGCAAAGUUCAGUCGCAAAUGCCAGGCGUUGACGGAGGAGAUGGCGUGCUCGUCGUGUCAUCCGCUAAUGGGAACGUGGGAGAUGAAGAACGUGUGUCCGAGUCUGUGCAACGACUGGUACGAUGCCUGUAAGGACGAAUAUUACGCUUACGGAGGAGCUGGCACGGUGGCUCCAUGCUAUGGCAAUGCACUUGUCUGCUCGCCACUCAAGUCAAUUGCCAAGUCUGGUGCAGACUUCUGCGUCCACAUGGGGUUCCACGUAGGCACCGAUACGGACGCUGAAGGUAUCGACUGCUUCGACGGAUCUGUACCUGAACAAGUGGGCGAAGCAGAACCCACUGAGCCGUGGCAAAUGCGACUGAAGCGUAUGUUGGAAGAGGAGGCCGAGAAUCCUUCCGGAUUGUUCAUCGCAGGCUGCUUCGUUAUUGUUACGAUGAUUCUCAUGGGCGGGAGACUUGCCAGACAGUUCGGCGAUCCUUUUGGUGGCGACCAACUCAGCCUCAUGGAAGUGCGUCGCUUGCAACAAGAGCGUUAUGAACGCGGGGAGGAGAUGUACGACGACGAGACCGACAGCAGCAGCGACGAAGGGCACGCACCGCGGUCAACGAUCGACCAAGUUGACGACGACGGUGAGCCCAGCAUGCCUGCUACUUCUAGUACAUCAUAA